This is a messenger RNA of Penicillium manginii, 672 nucleotides long. RefSeq lists its product as uncharacterized. The annotation marks the transcript as partial. The transcript is spliced from 2 exons. The record is from RefSeq and is a predicted model, not a curated record. NCBI's taxonomy places the organism in Eukaryota, Fungi, Ascomycota, Eurotiomycetes, Eurotiales, Aspergillaceae.
GUACCAAAUGCGUCCAAAUUUCUCACCUUUGCCCACCAGAAUCGAGACCGGUCCUAUGUCUCAAUAUCAACAUCGAGGAACGGCCCAGAGUACAGCUACUUCGCCGGCUUGAGGAUACCCGCUGGAAAUUCUGUAAUGAGUGCUGGCGCCUUCAACCAAGAGCGAAACAUUAAACUCAUCAUCCGGCCAUACGCGAUAAAAACUUCGCGAUUUGAUACUUUGUCCGACACCGAAAACUCUCAACGAUACCGAAAUUCGGCAUUUUGGAGUGGUCGAGAUUUGCCCCCUUAUGAUUUAUCCAAUGGGCGCAUUCGUCACCGCUGCACCUUUACUGAUCAUCCCUUUGCACAUGUUGAAAUCGUGACGCAGCUUUGGAACGAGGGACCACAUUUACUUACAAGCUCCAAUUAUGAGUUUCCAAUUGGAGACAAUAUGGCCUCGAGAGACAUAUAUUCUGGCCCUAGAACUUCCUUCGUGUUUGUAGAAGAAGAUGUCGAAAUUUGGAUCAUGAGCUUUUUCUAUCAAGCUGGUUCAGGGUUUUCCGGCUGGCCAAAAGAUCGUGAUAUCACCUUAUCGAAAAGCGGAAGGGAUAUGAGACUUGAAAUCCAGACAUUUAGGAACCUGGGAGAUCGAGAUCUUCUGAAUCGGGAUUGGCUUGGUCAUUGCUGUUGA